UGAUUGCUACAGGAAUAACAUUUUCUGCUUUGGCUGGUAUAUCAAGUGUUUGUUCUAGGUGCAAAUUGCAGAGCACUAUUGGCGUAAACCUCACAUUUUCUGAUAGUAAACAAGGGAAACAAAUGAAUGUUGAUACGACUACCAGUAGACUCCCUCGAGCCAAGCACAUGUGUUUGUCUCCCUGUAUUAUGUUUAUUUCCAACCUUUCAUGGUUUGCAAAUCGCAUGCUAUCUUCCAUCUUCUCCUCCUGUGCGUUACUCUUCUUGUGCUUUUCUCACCACCUGUUUUGCUCUGCUACUGCUAGAGAUACUCUAACGUCACUCGACGAUCCAAUUAGGGACGACGGAUCAGAAGGUCUUGUUUCAGUUGGAGGAAGAUUCCAACUGGGAUUCUUUACACCAUCUACAGAAGCAGGAAGGUCUGGCAAUGGAAGAUAUGUUGGCAUUUGGUAUCACAAUAUGAGUCCAAGGACAGUUGUUUGGGUUGCCAACAGAGAUACGCCAGUUCCUGCCAAUUCAAGGAGUACUGACGUUUUUGCAAUCCAAGAUGGUAACCUCCAAGUUUUGGAUGAUACUACUGGAAAGUCUUAUUGGUCAACACGCCUUAAAACACCCAAGUCUUUAAAUUUGAUGGUGAGGCUUAUGGAUUCUGGGAAUCUGGUGUUGUUAAGGGAUGGUGAUGAUGAUCCAUUGGCAGCGAAUAAUAUUUUGUGGCAGAGCUUUCGAAAUCCAACUGAUACAUUCAUUCCUGGGAUGGUGAUGGAUCAAAGCUUAGAAUUGCCUUCAUGGAGAGACCAAGACGACCCGAGAAUCGGCGACUUCACGUUCAAACUAGAUCAAGAAGGAGACCAGUUUGUUACCUUAAAAAAUUCGACUCCUUACUGGAGAAGUGGAGAGUCAGGUAAUAAAUUUUCUAGCUCGGCCGGAAUGUUUCCUCCACUAGAUGAUCUAUUAUCAAAUUUCAGCAAGAGUACUGCCAGAUCUAGAAGACGAAAUAACUAUAAUAAUUUAAAAAUUAUUGAUGUGACAAGAUUGGACUACAAUUAUACAAGAAUGCUGAUGAGUUUUACUGGGGAGGUACAGUUUCUGACCUGGAUUAAUCACACAAAGCAAUGGAAUUUGUUAUGGAAGGAGCCAAGAGAUCGAUGCAGAGUGCUUAAUGCUUGUGGGAACUUUGGCAGCUGUAACAUUAAUAAUUGGCCGUUGGUGUGCAAAUGUUUGCCAGGGUUUAAACCUCAGUUUGCAAAGCAAUGGGAAGCCGGAGACUUUUCAAAUGGAUGUGCAAGGGAGUCGACAAUAUGUAGCAAGGACACUUUCUUGAGCUUGAAGAUGAUGAAAGUGGGAAAACCAGACGCACAAAUAACUUCUGAAGAUGAAAUACAAUGCAGGAAAGAGUGCUUAAAUAGCUGCCAGUGCCAGGCUUUCUCAUAUAGUGCAGGUGUAAACAGCACUAGCAGGGAUACUGCUACUCCUACUUCCUUGUGCUGGACAUGGUCAAGCGAUCUAAAUAAUCUUGAGGAAGAAUAUGAUAAUGGCCACAACCUCUCUGCUCGAGUUGCCUUGUCUAGUUUAGAAUCAACCGUAAGAGACUGCAAGCCUUGUGGCACAACCAUCAUUCCUUAUCCCCUGAGCACUGGACCGGAUUGCGGUGACCCCAUGUACUUCCAUUUCAACUGCAGCCCCAUCACAGGCCAGCUUAGCUUCGUGGGACCGAAUGGCACCUCCUUUAGAGUUAUUAGUGUCAACCCAAGUACACAAAGAGUCGUCAUCCAAGCCAAAAAUGUGAAUAAUUGUGACCCUAUAAACAGAGUCAAAAGUCAACAGCUGAACCCUCCAUUUCCUUUCAAUGUGACCAGUUGGUGCUAUGUUCCCCCGGGAAAUUUUAGUUCUCAAAUUUCAUCCGGAGGUACUAAUGCAGUAGAGUUAGGUUGGAAGCCGCCUCUGGCACCAACCUGUAGAACAUCUGCAGACUGCAGGGGUUGGCCACAUUCAACUUGCAGUCCAGCAAGCGAUAGAAAGAAAAGAUGCCUUUGCAAUGCCAAUUAUCAAUGGAGUGGCUUUAACUUAAAUUGUACUCAAGAAGAACAACGAAGAAGGAAAGUGCCAGUGUCUCUGAUACUGAUAGUUGUGGCAGUUGUUACAAGCGGAAUUUUUCUUGCAUGCAUCGUUUGUGUUUAUAUAUGGAGAAGAAAGAUAACCAAGCGACAAGAUAAAAUAAAUCGAGCACAACUUGAUAGUGAAAGGCAAGUCCAAGAGUUGAUAGACACAGGUGAGUUCAAGGAAGAAGAUGAGAAAGGUAUAGAUGUACCCUUUUUCGAUUUGCAAAGCAUACUAGACGCUACAGAUAAUUUCUCAGAUGCAAACAAGCUUGGACAAGGGGGCUAUGGCCCUGUUUAUAAGGGCAAGUUUCUUGGAGAUCAAGAGAUUGCAGUAAAGAGGUUAUCAAGGGCUUCAGGACAAGGCUUACAGGAAUUUAAGAAUGAGGUGGUGCUGAUUGCCAAACUUCAACACCGAAACCUUGUUAGUUUGCCAGAUCAUACAAAAAGCUUGGUUCUUAAUUGGGAGAUGCGCUUUAACAUCAUUUUGGGAAUCGUUCGAGGACUUCUUUAUCUUCAUCAAGAUUCCAGAUUGAGGAUCAUUCACAGAGAUUUGAAAACCAGCAACAUUCUCUUAGAUGAGGAGAUGAACCCCAAAAUAUCUGACUUCGGCUUGGCGAGGAUUGUUGGAGGCAAAGAAACUGAGUCGAACACAAACACAGUAGUUGGAACUUAUGGUUACAUGUCUCCAGAGUAUGCAUUAGAUGGAAUUUUCUCAGUGAAAUCAGAUGUGUAUAGCUUCGGUGUGGUUCUUCUUGAGAUAAUCAGUGGAAAAAAGAACACAGGAUUUUAUCAAUCCAAACAAACUUUCAGCCUCAUAAAUUAUGCAUGGAGACUGUGGACAGAAAACAAGGCCUCGGAACUAAUGGACACGACUUUGGAUGAAAGUUGCAACAAAAGUCAAUUCAUGAAGUGUGUCAAUGUUGGGCUCUUAUGCGUACAAGAAGACCCUGUUGAUCGUCCCACCAUGUCAAAUGUUCUUACCAUGCUUGACAGUGAAAUUGCAAUCUCUCCAACUCCUAAACAACCAGCCUUUCUCCCAAGGAGAGGCAACUCUAGCACAGCUUCUUCUUCUACUAAGCCAGAAACAUUUGCUGAAAUAACUACAACUCUAGAUGAAGAUACUCUAACGUCACUCGACGAUCCAAUUAGGGACGACGGAUAAGAAGGUCUUGUUUCAGCUGGAAGAAGAUUUGAACUGGGAUUCUUUACACCAUCUACAGAAGCAGGAAGGUCUGGCAAUGGAAGAUAUGUUGGUAUAUGGUAUCAUCAACUGAAUCCAAGGACAGUUGUAUGGGUUUUCAACAGAGAUACGCCAGUUCCUGCCAAUUCCACUAUUGAAAUCAAAGAAGGUAACCUCCAUGUGUUGAAUGCAAUUACUCGAGAGUCUUAUUGGUCACCAAAGUUUGGAGUCUCCUCUUCUGCUCUCAAACCGAUGGUGAAGCUCAUGGAUUCUGGGAACCUGGUGUUAAGUGAUGGUGACGAUCCGUUGGCAGUGAAUAAUAUUUUGUGGCAGAGCUUUAAAGAUCCAACUGAUACAUUCAUUCCUGGGAUGAAAAUGGAUAACGACAUGGAAUUGACUUCAUGGAGAGGUAACGACGACCCACGAUUUGGGGACUUCACCUUCAAACUAGAUGUAGCAGGAGACAACCAGAAUCAGUAUGAGAUCACAAAAUUAAAAUCGAUUAUUUACUGGAAAAGUCGAGAACCAGCAAUUGGUACAUCUGUCAUCUCAGAUGAAAUGCAUCCAGCAAGUUAUUUAAAAAAAAUAAACUCCGGCGAAAUUUUGCAAUCUACAAGUCGGAACUCUUCUCAUCAUAAGCAAAUAGCAAUUCUGCCACGGACAGAUUACAAUGAUACAAGAUUGGUGAUAGAUUUUAAGGGGAAUAUACAGUUUUUGUUGUUGAGUAAGAAUAAGUGGACUACGAUAUGGUCAGAGCCAAAAGAUCAAUGCAGUGUGUUUAAUGCUUGUGGGAACUUUGGCAGCUGUAAUAUGAAUAAUGGGCAGUCACAGUGCAAAUGCUUGCCAGGCUUCGAACCCCAGUCUCCAGAUAAAUGGAAUUUUGGGGACUUUUCGGAUGGAUGCAGAAGAAAGUUCCCAUUAUGUAGCAAGAAGGAAACAUUCUUCACUUUAAAGAUGAUGAAAGUGGGAAACCCAUACAUACAAAAUGAUGUUAGCAAUGAAACAGAAUGCAAGAACACCUGCCUCCUCAACAACUGCCAGUGUAAUGCUUACUCAUAUGCUGAAGCUGGUAAAACAAGUGGAGGGAAUGCUUCUACUUCUAAGUGCUGGAUAUGGGACUCGCAGAAUCUAGAUAGUCUUCAAGAAGAGUAUGCUGACGGCCGAGAGCUCUCUGUUCGCGUUGCCUUGGCUGAUUUAGUUGAAGAGCCAUCUAAACCGCCACUAGAAGAGCAUUCAAGAAGACAAAUACCAUUGUCUCUUAUAGUUGUUGCAGUGCUUGUUAGCAUCAUUUUUGUGGCAUGCAUCAUUUCCAUUUAUAUAUGGAGAAGAAAGAUGACCAGUAAACGAGAUCAAAUAAGUCGAGGACAGUUUGAUAACGAAAGACAACUCAAAGAGUUGAUAGAGACAAGUGAGUUCAAGGAAGAAGAAGGCAUAGAUGUCCCCCUUUUCGAUUUGCAAAGCAUACUAGAUGCUACGGAUAAUUUCUCAGAUGCAAACAAGCUUGGACAAGGGGGCUAUGGGCCUGUUUAUAAGGGCAAGUUGCUUGGAGGUCAAGAAAUUGCAGUAAAGAGGCUAUCAAGGGUUUCAGGACAGGGCUUACAGGAAUUUAAGAAUGAGGUGGUGCUGAUUGCCAAACUUCAACAUCGAAACCUUGUUAGACUUAAGGGAUAUUGCAUGAAAGGAGAAGAAAAGAUUUUACUCUAUGAGUACAUGCCCAACAAAAGCUUAGACUCCUUUAUAUUUGAUCGUACUCAAAAAAUGUUUCUCAAUUGGGAGAUGCGCUUUAACAUCAUUCUGGGAAUCGCUCGAGGACUUCUUUAUCUUCAUCAAGAUUCCAGAUUGAGGAUCAUUCACAGAGAUUUGAAAACUAGCAAUAUUCUCUUAGACGAGGAGAUGAAUCCCAAAAUAUCUGACUUCGGCUUGGCAAGGAUUGUUGGAGGCAAAGAAACUGAGUCAAGUACAAACACAGUAGUUGGAACUUAUGGUUACAUGUCUCCGGAGUAUGCAUUAGAUGGAACUUUCUCAGUGAAAUCAGAUGUGUUUAGCUUUGGUGUGGUUGUUCUUGAGAUAAUCAGCGGAAAAAAGAACACAGGAUUGUACCAAUCCAAAGAAACUUUCAGCCUCAUAAAUCAUGCAUGGAGAUUAUGGACAGAGAACAAGGUGUUGGAUUUAAUGGACAAUAAUUUGGAUGAAAGUUGCAACAAAAGUCAAUUCAUCAAGUGUGUAAAUGUUGGGCUCUUAUGUGUACAAGAAGACCCUGUUGACCGUCCCGCCAUGUCAAAUGUUCUUACCAUGCUUGACAGUGAAAUUGCAAUCCCUCCAACUCCCAAGCAACCACCUUUUGUCAUGAGGAGAGGCAACAGCUCUAGCACAGCUUCUUCUUCUACUAAGCCAGAAACAUUUUCUGAGAUAACUACGACACUAGUAGAAGGUAGAUAAUUAAAGCAUGGUAA
Prunus persica (peach) is the source of this 5731-nucleotide messenger RNA. RefSeq lists its product as uncharacterized. Lineage: Eukaryota; Viridiplantae; Streptophyta; Magnoliopsida; Rosales; Rosaceae. The transcript has 16 exons. Gene Ontology annotation, molecular function: ATP binding; protein kinase activity. Gene Ontology annotation, biological process: recognition of pollen; protein phosphorylation. The record is from RefSeq and is a predicted model, not a curated record.